Molecule: messenger RNA, 576 nt
Organism: Funneliformis caledonium
Lineage: Eukaryota; Fungi; Glomeromycota; Glomeromycetes; Glomerales; Glomeraceae
Source: the annotation of a GenBank genome assembly
AUGAACCAAACAACAAAUUGGAUUGAUUACGAUACAACUGAAGAAUAUACAUUACCUAUAGCCUUUCCAAAUAUUAAAAUAGUAACUCGCUUAAACAAUCGAGGUAAAACAAAAAUUGCUGUAUGUUCUUCUUGUAAAUCUAAAAAGACUCGUCGAUAUCCACCAAUCCUGUCUUCAAUACCAGAAGAAAUAAAUGCUAUUCCUAUAAUAUAUCGAAAAAACUUAUCACCAAUACAUAUAAAUUGUACAUUAGGUCGAACUUUAAGAUUUAAUUCAUAUACAAACUAUCGAUACUUAAAAGGAUUCAUUAACCUUUCCAAAAAUAAAUAUGCACUUCAACUACAUUCAGGUCUAAUUGGAGCCUUUCUAAAUCAAGAACAAGAAGAUUCUCCUAACUGGUUCCAUCCAACAUUAAUAUCCGCAAAUCAGUGGCUAAAAGAAAAUAAUCCUAUAUUUAAAGAAUAUAAUCAUUUAUCAUCUUUUGAAUCACCAACACAAAAUAUAACAAAUCAACCAUAUCCAAUAGCUAGAUUAACUAAUAUAUCUUCUUGGUCAACACAAAACCAACCUCCUUAA